Messenger RNA from Guyanagaster necrorhizus, 1010 nucleotides. RefSeq names its product cerato-platanin-related secreted protein. The transcript has a single exon. Lineage: Eukaryota; Fungi; Basidiomycota; Agaricomycetes; Agaricales; Physalacriaceae. Bases 273 to 698 code for a protein of 141 amino acids. The record is from RefSeq and is a predicted model, not a curated record.
UCUGGCCUCGGAUUCUUCGAGAUGUGAUAGUCAAAAAGUCGUUCUGACCUAGGGUCGUGCGUAAAAGUCUCUUACACUUCCCCCGAUUGAACAAGCGGCGUUUUUUUCCCGAGGAUUCACGACGUCAUCUGUUACCAAAGCUGAGGAUACCUACCCAGGAAUAUUGUGCAUAUCCGAGUCGUAUAAAACCUACCGUUUUAUGCCUCAUAUCCUCAUCUCCUCUGCGAGCCAAAGCAGAAAACCAAGUCCCCGAAAAAAUACCCAGCCCAAGCAUGAUGUUCCUCUCAUCACUCGCCCUCGCCCUCAUCCCUACCUGUGCCAUGGCCACAAUCGCCGGCUAUGACAAUGGCUACGGCGUCGGAACCAACUCACUCAGCAGCGUCGCUUGUUCUGACGGCUCCAACGGUCUCCUGACCAAAGGCUACUCCACCUACGACACCCUCCCCUCCUUCCCAUAUAUCGCAUCGUCCGACGCCGUUGAGGGAUAUAACAGCGCAAACUGUGGUACAUGUUGGAACUUGACGUACACGGGGCUGGGAGACGCGCGCAAUAUCACAGUUUUGGCCGUUGACCAUGCCGAUUAUGGAUUUUACACGUCGUUGGACGCGUUCAAUAAUUUGACGGACGGACAUGCCGUUGAGUAUGGGAUUGUGGAUGUUACGGCCGUUCAGGUCAAUGCGUCGUACUGUGGGCUGUAAAGGAUUGUGGGGUCUUGUUUUUUUUUGUGGACUGAAGCAUUUACAAAUUGUAUUUGUUCUCUGUGUUGUUUCGGGCUGUAGAUCUAUCUAUUCGGACCAUCUAUUCAUAUAAGAUUGUGUUUGUAUUUUCGUGUCGAUUCUGAAUUGAGAUUUGGAUGUCAUGAUUGAAGUCGUAAUGCGGAUGAAGAGUUCUGUCGAAAAAAAGAAAACGAAAUGAAGUCAUCCGAUAAUAAGAGAAGCGAAGAGUUAAAAUGGGCAUUAAGGGAAGAGGUACAAUAUCCAGCCAGAUAAAGGAAAAUGAAUCAAAAAUCG